CUUCCCCCGACCACGCGCCCGGCCCAUUUGACAUCAUGGCGCCUGGAAACCACGCUGUGCGCCCUUUGAAUUCGUGCUUACGAUGCGUUCGACAAACCGGCAAUGGCAACGCCUCCCUCGUUGCCAACUCCGCGCGAUUUCUCUCCUCGACUGCGCGGACCCCCGAAGACGUCCAAGUGAACAAAACCGAGAAAGUCGAGAGGGUCGACAAGUUUCCUGAACUCGAUCCAGCAACUGUCGUUGGUAAACGCGAUGAGAGACGCUUGAUUCGAUUCCGGGGCGUUAUGCCCAUUGGUUCUCGAAGACGCCGGGCCGCUCUCCAAAAUUCUCAGAACAUACCCUUCGAACAACUUCCGUACCAAUGCUUCCAAGACGCACGAAAGGUGCUCCAAGAGGAUCGCCAAGAGAAGAUCAAGCAGAUUGAAGUUGCAAGGCUAAGGAUCGCGAAUCUGCAAGCCCAAGAUGAAGCUAUCAGUGGUGGAAAACAAGCCAAAGAGAACCGACUCCGAAGCAUGUACAACCGCCUGGAAGAGUUGAAGAUCCUAGCAGAUAUCAACGACCCCGUGGUCAAGAAGAAGCACGAAGAUGGUGAAGAGGAUAUGAACAAGCCUAUCUACCGAUACCUUGCAGACAAGCAGUGGCGCCAAUACCGACGGAAGAUCCUAGAGCAGCGCAUAUCUCAGCUAAAUCUUGUUCCCGAUAUCCUCCCACAUCUGGAUCCCGUCGCAGAAGUCGAUCUCGCUUUCGGUCGACGCAAGAUACCGCACGGCGAUUUUGUAGACUCUCUGAUCAGUGAGCGUGCGCCUAGGCUGAAGGUACAGGUCUUUGACAAGGGAGAGAGGCUUGUUACGGUUGUAGUGGUGGACCCGGAUGUUCCUAUCGUGCAGAAGGAUGGUUUCGAAUACCGGUGUCAUUUUAUUGCCUCAAACAUCCCGAUCUCUCCAACCUCAACUUCCAUUGCUCUAAACCAGCUCGAUCUGAAAGUCAAAGAUACCACUGCUAAGCACAUUGCUCUGCCCUGGCUCCCACCCACAGUUCACAAGGGCGCCCCUUACCAUCGACUAGCAGUCUUCCUCCUACGACAAGCAGAUGGCAACGUCAUCGACACUGCUAAGGUCGGGCGUAGCACAAAGAGAGACGGAUUCAUCCUCCGAAGCUUUAUAGACAAGCAAAGGUUGACGCCAGUGGGCGUCACCGUGUUCAGGACGAAGUGGGACGAUAAUAUGGCUAGUGUCAUGCAGAGAGCGGGCUUGGGAGACCAGGUGAACAUGGAGUUCAAGAGGAAACGCGUUGAGCCUCUUCCAUAUAAGAAGAAGGAUGGUGCUAGGUACCGGUAGAAAAAAAAGGCUGUACAAAAUUAGUAGGUUCUGUAGGAUGUGUAUUAUAUAUGCCCGGUACAUCAGCGCACGAGCUGUGUGAGUACUGGAGGUCUCUUAAUGAUUUGCCAAAUGCAUCUGGUAAUACUAUAUCUAUUUCAUUGAAUUACAAUCUUCACAGGAAAAGUUCAUCGAACGGCAACAUUUGCAACACCCCGAAACAAACCAACGAUAUGCAUACGUCUUCGGUUGCGGUUCAUCAAAGGCCAUACUCUUUGAUCAUCACCUCCGCCGCUUUUUGACCGAUCAGAUACGCCGUAGGUUGAGUGUGAUUG
Messenger RNA from Mytilinidion resinicola, 1651 nucleotides. Its product is annotated as PEBP-like protein. Bases 36 to 1337 code for a protein of 433 amino acids. Lineage: Eukaryota; Fungi; Ascomycota; Dothideomycetes; Mytilinidiales; Mytilinidiaceae. The record is from RefSeq and is a predicted model, not a curated record. The transcript is spliced from 2 exons.